UUCUUCAGACGAUACUCUAAAUCUAAAUCCUCCACCUCCACAUAUUAGUCCUCCACUUUCAGCUACAAAUAACAGUAAAAAUACAGGAGGUGAGUUCUUAUCUCCUUAGAAAUGAGCAAUGACAUGAGAAAGGAUGCAAAACGAAGUCAUCUCUAUUACAAUUCACAAAUUUCAGGACAUAUCAGAGAAUUAUUUAUAUUCGCAUUGCUGGCUUAUGCAGAUAAUGGAGGCCAUGAAUCCCAAGCUGUUGUAAUCAUUGUUGUUCCAAUCAUUAUUUUAGUAGCAAUAUUGGCACUUGCUUGUAUUCUUCUUCGAAAAAUGAAGAACAGAAAGCAGGAGAAUAAAAGUGCAGAUAAUAGUAAUAGUUUGGAAUCACUGCAAUUCAAAUUCAGUGCAAUAAAAGUAUCAACAGAUAAUUUCUCUGAGAAUAACAAACUUGGACAAGGUGGAUUUGGUUCUGUUUAUAAGGGUAGGCUGUGUGAUGGACAAGUUAUAGCGGUGAAGAGAUUGUCUGACAAUUCUGUGCAAGGAGAUUUGGAAUUUAAGAAUGAAGUCCUGUUAAUGGCAAAGCUUCAGCACAGGAAUUUGGUUAGGCUGCUAGGCUUUUCCUUCGAAGGAAAAGAAAGGCUUCUUAUUUAUGAGUUUCUUCCAAAUUCAAGCCUCGACCAUUUCUUAUUCAAUCCAGUCAGGCGCUUACAACUAGAUUGGGACAAGAGACACAAAAUCAUAACAGGAAUAGCUCGAGGGAUACGCUACCUUCAUGAAGAUUCUCGACAUCGAAUUGUUCAUCGCGAUUUAAAAGCUGCAAACAUUUUGUUAGAUGAUUAUAUGAACCCUAAAAUAGCAGAUUUUGGAUUGGCUAGGUUGUUUUCAGUGGAUCAAACACAUGAUGCUACAAGCAAACCUGUUGGAACCUUUGGAUAUAUGCCUCCAGAAUACAUCAGAUACGGAACAUAUUCAGUUAAAUCUGAUGUUUAUAGCUUCGGUGUGCUAGUUUUGGAAAUCAUCAUUGGUGAAAAGAUAAGCUGUUUCCUCAGUGAGGAAGGAGAGGAUCUGCUAACCUAUGCAUGGCAGAGUUGGAAAAGAGGAACAGAAAUGAAUAUGAUAGAUCCGGCUUUGAAGGAUGGUCCAAGGAUAGAAAUGAUGAGAUGUAUCCAUGUUGGGUUGCUAUGCGUUCAAGCAAUUGAUGCUGACAGACCAACCAUGACCUCUGUCAUGGUAAUGCUUAGCAGCUACUCCAUGUCUCUUCCAUUGCCCUCGAGACCUGCCUUCGUAGACUCCACCAUGGAACCACUCCAACUCACAGUCAAUGAGGCUUCCAUUUCUGAGUUAGAUCCUAGAUGAAAUUUGACUCCAUUCCACUAAUUCUACUAAGGGCACGGUCCUUGAUUCUUAAAGGGAAAAAUAUAUGAUAGUGUCGAAAUUAAGGUUUGUCCAGUAUCAACUUCAACAUCGGAAAGAAACAAUCUGUAUUUCAAAUUUGAACAGGUUUCAAGUGAUUUAUUUGAUUGUAUCUUAUGUUGCAUAGUCACUAACAGAAAAACUGACUACUUUUUCACUUGAAAAUUGUCACACCAAUUCAAGAGAUAAAACCAGCCGGUACAUGAAAAAACAGCUUUUAGUUGGUGAAUAUAGGACAUUAACAUAUGAAGAGGAGUUCUGCUCUGGAUUGGA
Theobroma umbraticum is the source of this 1674-nucleotide messenger RNA. Lineage: Eukaryota; Viridiplantae; Streptophyta; Magnoliopsida; Malvales; Malvaceae. The record is from RefSeq and is a predicted model, not a curated record.